GUAAGACGAGGAGCUCAAAGCAGGUUUUUGCCGAUUUUGCGAGUUCGGAAUAAUGGGCUCCAUGUGGAACCCACAAGUUGACGGAUUCGAGCAUCCUUACAGUGGAAGGAAAUCGAGGAUAGGAGGCGGAGGCGGAGGCGGAGGCGGAGACGGUGAGCGAGAGAUGGAGGGACCUCCGGCGAACGAUCGCUGUUCUAUUUGCAUGGCAAGUUUCGAGGUUCCUUGCCAAGCUAACUGCUCACACUGGUUCUGCGGAAAAUGCAUUAUGCUUGUUUGGCAACAUGGGUCGACGCUUUUUCCAUGUAAAUGCCCAUUAUGUCGUCGUCAGAUUACGUUGUUGGUUCCUGGCGAGGAUGCAUUAAGGGAUCGUCAUAACCCAGCAGUUGCAGAGGUUUUGGAAAAUAUUGAAAAUUACAAUCGAUUUUUUGGUGGACAAGCCAGUGGUCUCACUCAGAGACUAAGAGACCUUCCUUUUCUGUUGCGGAGGUUGGUGAGGGAAAUGAUAGAUCCUCGGAGAUCACUUCCUCUUGUUAUCAGAGCACGUGUCUUUAUUGCAAUGUUUCUAAGUGCUGUUUAUGUAUUAAGCCCCAUAGACAUUAUUCCAGAAGCAAUCUUGGGAGUAGUUGGUCUCCUGGAUGAUCUUCUUAUAGUACUCAUCUGCUUUCUCCAUGUUGCUGCACUCUAUCGGUCUGUACUCCACCACCGACAUGGAGGUGCAGGUUCUUGAAGAUUAAUCUUUAAUGGAACUUGAAACGUUUUCAAGAUAUUAGCAUUUACUAUUUACUUCCAGGAGAAGAACAUUACUAUGAAAAAAUUUACAAAGCAUGCAAUUAUGUAUAAGUGUAGCAAACUGGGUUAGCUCUAUUUAUUUUGCUUUCUCUAUCGGGUUUUUCUAUUAUGUGCCGUUAGGGUAGGUUAAGGAUGUAUUUAUUAUACCUUUUAUAAUUAAUUUGGAUGAAAAAUAUAAAUGUUGACUUUAA
Rubroshorea leprosula is the source of this 980-nucleotide messenger RNA. Lineage: Eukaryota; Viridiplantae; Streptophyta; Magnoliopsida; Malvales; Dipterocarpaceae. The record is from the annotation of a GenBank genome assembly.